Hydra vulgaris (swiftwater hydra) is the source of this 1220-nucleotide messenger RNA. Its product is annotated as transmembrane emp24 domain-containing protein 9. The record is from RefSeq and is a predicted model, not a curated record. Gene Ontology annotation, biological process: endoplasmic reticulum to Golgi vesicle-mediated transport; Golgi organization; intracellular protein transport. NCBI's taxonomy places the organism in Eukaryota, Metazoa, Cnidaria, Hydrozoa, Anthoathecata, Hydridae. Gene Ontology annotation, cellular component: Golgi apparatus; endoplasmic reticulum-Golgi intermediate compartment; endoplasmic reticulum.
AUUUAUCAUUUAGACUCGAUUUUAUCCGCAUAUUUGAUUAGUCCAGAUCAAUAAUAACAGUAUCCAAGAUCAUACCUUUUUAGUAAUAGAUCCUGUUAUUUUUUGAAGUUUUAAUUGAUAUAUAAAAUGAAAGAUUUCUUAGUAUUAACUCUAUUUUUAUUAAUUUCUCCGAGUUUUGCUUUGUAUUUUCAUAUGGGAGAAACUGAAAAAAAGUGUUUUAUUGAAGAAAUUCCUGAUGAAACUAUGAUAACGGGGAAAUACCGUACUCAAUUGUAUGAUGAUUCUAUGAAUGAUUACCUGCCUGCUAGUCCUGGUAUUGGUAUGCAUGUAGAAGUUACUGAUCCAGAGAAAAAAGUAGUUUUAUCCAAGUUUUAUGCAUCUGAAGGAAGGUUUACAUUUACUUCACAUACUCCUGGCGAGCAUCAUAUCUGUUUAUACACUAACUCUAGUCGAUGGAGUUUAUUUGCUGGAGGAAGACUGAGGGUUCACUUGGAGAUUUUAGUAGGCGAACAUGCCAACGACUAUGCGCAAAUAGCUGCAAAGGAUAAACUUACCGAACUUCAGUUAAGAAUGAGACAACUCCUUGACCAAGUUGAUCAGAUUACUAAAGAGCAAGCGUAUCAACGAUAUAGGGAGGAACGCUUUCGGCAUACAAGCGAAAGUACUAAUACACGUGUUUUAUGGUGGGCACUUUUUCAAACAGUCGUCUUAUUAUGUACUGGUUUCUGGCAAAUGCGACACUUGAAGGGUUUCUUUGAAGCAAAAAAGUUAGUAUAAUUUCGUUUGACAAUAAUAGAAAAACAAUUUUAAUAGAAAAGGUUGUAUUAAAAAAAUUUCAAGAAGUUUUUGAAAGAACGUGAACAUAAAUGAAAUUUUUUAAUUGCUGAAAAAUUUUCGAGUUCAUUAUUUAUCUGACAACCUGAGGUUUCUGUUGGGAAGAGAUAAAAAAUCAGAUAAAUAGACUAUGAUUGUUUAAUUUUUGUCAGGGCUUUGCUUUUCUUUUGGAUAAUAACAUCAUUUUCUUUUCCAUUUAUUUUGCUACACAGCGUGAAUUUGUUUUUUUAUAUUGGUGCUUUUUUUGUGUGUGUGAGUUUUAGUUAAACCUCCAUCCCUUCAAUGUUAAAUUAUUGUUUUACGGUUUAUUUAAAGAAUUUAAAGCAUUCUGUACAAUUAUUUUUCAAAUAUAUAAAACUCCUGUUGGAACAGGAGAAAACCAUAAA